GCCGCAGUCGGGGCACUGAGACGAAAGCCUAGCUCCUGAGCAUGGGAACGGAGUUGGCGUUUCAGAUGAUGCUGCGGUGGAGACAGCCGAGGAAGCAAAGGAGCCUGCCGAAGCUGACAUCAAUGAGCUCUGCCGGGACAUGUUCUCCAAAAUGGCCACAUACUUGACUGGGGAACUGACAGCCACCAGUGAAGACUACAAACUCCUGGAAAAUAUGAAUAAGCUAACAAGCUUGAAGUACCUUGAGAUGAAAGAUAUUGCUAUCAACAUCAGCAGAAACCUGAAGGACUUAAACCAGAAAUAUGCGGAACUACAGCCGUAUCUUGACCAGAUCAACAUGAUUGAGGACCAGGCAGCCUACAAGCUCGAUGCUUAUUCAAAAAAACUGGAAGCCAAGUACAGGAAGUUGGAGAAGCGAUGAGAAUCGUGUUCAUGUGGCUCAAGUGUUUGUUAAUAUGGAAGAUGUUUUAUAACCACUAAGUCCUGAGACUGACACA
Messenger RNA from Mus musculus (house mouse), 497 nucleotides. Its product is annotated as predicted pseudogene 7241. Bases 140 to 421 code for a protein of 93 amino acids. The record is from RefSeq and is a predicted model, not a curated record. Lineage: Eukaryota; Metazoa; Chordata; Mammalia; Rodentia; Muridae. The transcript has a single exon.